Molecule: messenger RNA, 2538 nt
Organism: Laccaria bicolor S238N-H82
Lineage: Eukaryota; Fungi; Basidiomycota; Agaricomycetes; Agaricales; Hydnangiaceae
Exons: 4
Coding region: 1-2538 (845 amino acids)
Source: RefSeq, a predicted model, not a curated record
AUGGCAGAAAAGGUAUCGGCGUGGUGCCCCCGUCUCCGUCUCCUUCACGGUGCAGAUGAAGAAGACGAUAAUACCCCGCGCAUCCGUCCAAGAACAAAACGCGCUGAUACCCUUCCUUCGUCUAGCAUACCCGCCCUCAAAUUACCCGAAGACCCUAAAACGUGGUCAGCGACACACCUAGCCGCGUACCUCUCCGCUACUCUUCGCGGUGGGGAGGUUCCGACGCGUGAGAUCGUUGCGUUUGUUAAGGAGAGACAGGUGACGGGGAAGAUGUUUUUGAGGUUGAAUGAGGGUGAUUUGGGGGGGUCCGAACCACCCAAACCCCACCACACCACCCUCCUCUCCGCCUCCCGCUCCCUCCGUCAGAACGCCCUCCGAGACCGGAUAUGGGGGCACUCUUCACAGCACGACGACUUUUCCUCCAACUCCGCCAAUGUUAACAAAGGAAGGAGGAGCAGAAACACAAGCAUAGAUUCGACCUCCAACAGCAAUGGGAGGGUGAAAGACAUGAUAGCCUCCCUAGAACGAUCUCCAAGCUCAGACGACGACGAAGACGGAGGAAGAAGUUCAAGUUCACCGAACAAGAACCAACGCCAUUCCGCCUCUUAUUCCCCUUCUAAAGAACCCGCGUCUUAUUCUUAUUCGUAUUCGCCCAAUAAGACUCAACGCGCACUUCCUUCACGGGGGACAGUACAUGAUCUAUUCUCCGUUCCUAGUCCUGGUGUUAGCGCCAAUACGAGGGAAGACACACGAACGGAAGGAGGAGAAGAAACCAUCAAAUCCCCCGCUCGGCUCCUGCCUUACCCGCCCUUGCUUACGCCCGUCCAUACAGGCUCUACUCCGAGUUUAAUGGACGCAGCGGGGUUGUAUGAGCUUGGAUAUCGGCUCCCUCUACCUCUACCUCUAUCGUCCCUCCCAACAGGCAUAGGCGGUCCAGGCCAACAUGCGCGUCCGCUUCCUCUUCCACCGCAUACAGGACAACAACACCCACCUGCUGGUGGUGUGACGACGACGGUGACGGGUUCUGGGAGCGUGAUACAUCAUCCUAGGCCACGACCUGGUAUUGGUGUUGAGGGGUUGGUUGGGUAUUUUGACGUUCUGACUGGUGAUGGUGUUUUGAGAGAUACAUCCGUUCCUGAGCCAGAAACGGAAACGGAAACGGAAGGAGGGUACGACACCGCCCCUUCUCCAUCCCCAUCCCCAUUAUCCGACGGUGGUGUGGACGAAGACGACGAACCGAGCAUGAGGGACCUCCUCCUCCUCUCCCCCGCACACCCAAUAACAGUAAAGGGAGCGGAAGCGUGGGAGUUGGAGUUGGGCGAGACUGUUAAGCGUGCUGGGUCUGCUGCUGGUGUUACAAGUGGGGUUGUUAGGACGGGCAGGGGGAGGAACUUGAUUCGUGCGAAGGUUGAGGGGGGUCAAUCUAUUGAGGAAAAGGAGAAUGAUGGAGACGAAGGGGCAGGGAAGGAGAGCGCGAACGAAGAAGAGAAACCGAACGCGAAUGAGGGGGAUAAGGAAAGGGAAGAUGGGGGAGAUCUAGAGGAGAGGAAACCAGAUUUAUGGAGUGUUUUCGAUCUUGAGCCGCCUCGUGGUGGGCGAGGAGCAUCCGCGUUAGUGGGGUCUGGAGAUGCUUCAACUCUGGACCUGGGCGCGCACUCUGCCGUGGACUCACACUCUGCCGUGGACUCGCACUCCCUAGAGCCUCAAGAUGUCGAUGAUUUUUCAGCUCUGGAUCCGGGCGCGCACUCGACCUUGGACUUGGACUUGGACUUGGACUCCCACACAACAGAACACGACCUCGCAACCCGCCAAGAAGCCCUCGACCAACGUGAGCUCGGGCUGGCGGCUCGACAGGCGAGGAUUGAGGGGGUGGAGGAGAGGGUUGGGGAGGUGCAGAGGGGUGUUGGGUUUCGUGAGGAGGUGGUUGGGCGACGUGAGGAUGCUGUUGGGAAGAGGGAGAGGGAGGUGGAGGGGAGGGAGGAGGCUGUUGGGCGGAGGGAGAUGGCGGUUGAUAGGAGGGAGAAGGAAGUGGAGGAGAGGGAGAGGGUGGUUGAUGAGCGAGAACGAGCACUUGAUGAGCGAGAACGGGCAAUUGAUGAGCGAGGACGGGCGCUUGAUCAGACAGCAUGCGAGCUUGAAGAACGUUCCAAACGGGUUGAAGAGCUCGAGGAAACGCGUGAUGCUCGACUUGCGUCCACUUCGGCACUUGGUUCGAAGAAUUCAUGGCCCAUCACUCUUCUUCGGUCUGUGGUCUUUCGUGUAUUAGGCGACAAAACGUCUUCCUUCCUCUUUUCCUCCUCCAACUCAAGCUCUUCUUCCUCCUCCUCCAACUCGUAUUCUCCCACCACCACCCCUACUCAAAGAAGACCCAGACACGACUGGGAAGCCCGACGCGAUCUAUACCUAUCAACAGGUGGACGAGGGAGUUACCUCGUACUCGUGGGUAUUGGCGUGUGUGCUGUUGUGUUGAAGGUGCUUGUGAGGAGGUUGACUGGGGUUGGGAUUUGGAGUUGGUUGAGGAGGAGGGGGAGGAGGUAG